GCUAAAGAAACCAAACAGUCUCAAUCUUUCUCUGUGAUCAUGGAAGCCAAUAGCAGCAAGGAAACAAUCAUUACGGUGGCCGGAAAAGAAACCACCACCGCCGCACCCACGCCAUGCAGGUGGAAUCCGACGAAAGAACAGAUAGACAUGCUGGAGAAUUUAUAUAAACAAGGUGUGAGAACACCAACAGCUGAUCAGAUUCAAGAGAUUACAACCAAAUUACAAACUUUUGGUCACAUUGAAGGCAAAAAUGUGUUUUAUUGGUUUCAAAAUCAUAAGGCAAGACAAAGACAGAAGCAAAAACAAGAUCAUCUCUCUUAUUUUCAUCAAUAUUAUCUGCAUCACAACCACCACCCUGCGGUGCCCCCCGGGAUCUAUCCGGUACCCCAUCAUCCAAACGUUUUAUAUGGCCAAUGCUACAUACCACAACGUGACAUAGGGUUCUACAAUCAGUACCCAAAGAUGCUACUACCUAGUGCCACCACAACCAAGAGAAGAUCACCACGGACCACCACCCGAACCAAGGCGUCUUUCGGUGCAGGAACCAUCGCCGGAGGGAAUAAUAUGAUCAAGUCAAAGAUGGUCAAUGGCAAAAACUACAAUCAUCAAGAGACUUUGGAUCUUUUCCCACUUCACCCGACCGGGAUAUUGCAACAAAAGGAAGCCAAUGCAAACAAUGUUAACGUUUGUGAUUCGAAUGCUUGUACGUCGGGUCCCUCUGUUCGUUCACAAGACCAACAUUUUUUUGACUUUUUCUCUAUUUAAUUUAAUGGCAUAAGAGUUGACAUUUGGUUCA
Messenger RNA from Helianthus annuus (common sunflower), 796 nucleotides. RefSeq names its product WUSCHEL-related homeobox 2. Gene Ontology annotation, biological process: plant organ development. The transcript has 2 exons. NCBI's taxonomy places the organism in Eukaryota, Viridiplantae, Streptophyta, Magnoliopsida, Asterales, Asteraceae. Bases 40 to 765 code for a protein of 241 amino acids. The record is from RefSeq and is a predicted model, not a curated record. Gene Ontology annotation, molecular function: DNA binding; DNA-binding transcription factor activity.